This is a messenger RNA of Salvelinus namaycush (lake trout), 2091 nucleotides long. Its product is annotated as putative ferric-chelate reductase 1. Lineage: Eukaryota; Metazoa; Chordata; Actinopteri; Salmoniformes; Salmonidae. The record is from RefSeq and is a predicted model, not a curated record. The coding region runs from base 1074 to 1808 and encodes 244 amino acids. The transcript is spliced from 7 exons. Gene Ontology annotation, biological process: regulation of glutamate receptor signaling pathway.
GUCGCUGUGAGAGGGAGUGUUUUCGCGCUCUUCAAAGCAAUAUUGAGGGUUAGGUGGUUAACAGUCAAAUAUUGGCUAUUAAUAUUGAAAGGAACUAACUAUAACUUUUUUUAUGGACAUGGGAUAAGUUUGGAGUUAGUUUUUGUCAAGUUGAAUGGGAAGAACACGACAGAAAGACAAAAGUAGACGAAAUAUCCAAGUCUUACAGAAGACGGCUAACAUGCUAGCUAGCCACAACGAGGACCAGAGCAGCAUGGAUACACAAGAAGCCGCGAUCUCUAACAAGAGAAAGAACAAAACUGACCAGGAUGAAAUCCUUGCAACCUCUUUACCUCAGACCCCAAGUAAAAAUCCUCCGGUGAAAAAAGUAAAAGACGACAUUUCCAUGUCGGAACUUUUCUCUGCAAUCCAGUCCCUGUCUACUAAACAAGACGCCACGCUCUCCAAAGUGUCCAUCAUAGAGCGGGCUACAGAAGAAACAUCAAAGAAGAUAGAUAAUUUGUCAGAAACUGUCAAUCAACUACACAAAAUUGUGAGCGAGAACAAGGAAAAUAUAACGUUCCUAGAGAAUGAGCUGAAGAAAAUGCAAUCCAAAAAUAAUGAGCUGUGUGAGAAUGUAGCUGAACUUCAAAGGUACUCUCGCAGGUGGAAUCUGAAAAUCCAAGGUGUAAAAGAGGUAGAGGGAGAGUAUAUUAGAGAAGUAGUUAUUAAUAUCCUGGGGAAAGUGGCACCAUGCACCAAAGAGGCUAAGAGACGUGAUUGAUGUGGUACAUCGACUUGGGAAACGAAGAUCUGAUGGACCCCCUUGUAAUAUCAUCUUGCGCUUAACUAUGCGCCAUUACAGGGACAUCAUAUGGAAAAUGGCCAAGGGGAACAAGUUUCUGGACGAGAAGAAACUCCGCAUCAAAGAAGCUCUGAUACCGCAGGAUCAGGCUGCCAGAGAGAAACUGUGGCCGCUGAUACAGAAGGCGCGACAAGAAGGAAAGAAGGCGGGGUUCAAGGGCCCACACGCUUUUAUCGAAGGAAGAAUGAUUACUGGGUAACUCUGUUGACAUGAACCAAAUUGGAACUGAAUGAACAGAGGACUUCUCUUUGUGGUCUCUAUGGUGAUGGGCUGCCUGGCACCAGGUGUUAGUGGAAACGGACAUCUCUCGUUUGCCAAUAAUACGGAGGUGCAUAUCACACGGACAGGCUGUGGAUUGAUUAAGCUGUGUGUAGAGACCCCAGAACAAUGUGAUCCUACAGGAAAAACAAGCUGCCUCUUCGCUUCCAUAGUCACCACCGCCCCCUCUUCUCCUAAUGGAGUAGACCUGUUAGUUGAGCUCCUUGGGGACUCCAGUGGAUACAUUGCUCUAGGACUGACUGCCAACGAGACAGAGGGAACGUCUAUGGUUUUUAUCUGUGCCCAGAACAGAAAUGGCAGUUUCUUCUUCCGCUCUGCCCAGCGCAACAACCCCAACAACACAAUUUCUCUGACACAAAGGAUUGUGAAAAACAUCACUGGCUCAGUCAAUGGGACUGUCAUCCAGUGUAAAUUUAGCGUGCCAGCGGUUAAUGCAACAACCAGGACCAGUCACGUCACCACCUUCACCACCUUCCUCGCUGUGGGAAAUGUCACAAACAGUAUGGGUAUUGGUGACAUCAACAUACGCUUGACCAAUAAGCCGUUGAACCUGGCUGACCCUACCAGCAACGUUGCAACAACGUCAGUCCCAACAACAGCAGUCCCAACAACAGCAGGCAGCAGCGCACUCGCAUCGCAAGCUGUGAUUGUCCUGCUCAGUGUGCUGAUGUAUCGUCUUUCCUGAAGAGAACCUGAAGGUUAGCCAGCUUCAACACCAAUGGAAAGAUAACCCUUUUACCCUAAAUAUUUGAAGGAAAAUUGACUCAGUAUCUCAGAUGAAUUACUGUUAAUGUGGGAUCUUGGUAAUUUAAAUGUGUGUGAAAGGGAACAAUUAGAAAGUACGUAUGCUACAGUAAAAUGAAUUAAUUGGUUGAUAAUGUACAGUUGAAGUCAGAAGUCUACAUACACCUUAGCCAAAUACAUUUAAAAUACGCCUUAGGUCAAUUAGGAUCACCACUUUAUUUUAA